AUGGAAGUAGCAUCAGGAAUACCCACAAGCUGCAGCAGCAGUGGGGCUGGAGCUGGAGAAGUGAGACGUAUUCAUAUCAUUUACUUUCUCAGCCAUAACUUGGGCCGUAUUGAUCAGCAUCCUCAUCUCAUUCGUGUCCAUCAUUCCAAUCGAAAAGGUGUUUAUCUAAGAGAUGUCAAGAGGUGGCUUGCGGACUUGCGAGGAAAAGACUUGCCAAAAGCCUUUGCUUGGUCCUAUAAGAGGAGAUACAAGAAAGGUUAUGUUUGGCAAGAUUUACUUGAUGAUGAUCUUAUUACCCCAAUCUCUGACAAUGAAUAUGUCCUCAAAGGAUCUAAAAUUUUAGUCCCUCCUGCUAAUCCCGUUGUUGGUAGUGCAGAUGGUGAAAAGCAAGAGAAUACUGGAGUUGAAUUAGUUGAAAACAAAGCACAGAAUCAUGAGCAACGCCCUUCACCAAACCAAAUUUGUAAAGACACUACCUCAAGAAAUACAUCAUCAACUGAGAUACCUAAAGAAUCACCUACAUUCAGCUCAGAGAUUUCAACAUUGACCGACGAUUCCAUCGAAGAAGAAGAAGAAGAAAAGGAAGAGGAUGCAUGCAAACGCAACGACUCUCGUGACCAAGAACAGAUAGACAAUAAGGUGGAACAUUCAUCUUUUUACACCAUUUUUCUGGGCAAGAGCAAGAAAAACCAAGACGAUAGGAAAGACAACACCAGCAGCAUCGAAAAGAUGGGCACCCCAAGUUCAUUCCCCUCUCCAUCAUCAUCACAAUCUACAUCUACAAAGAGUAAGAGCUACUCAACUGGAACAUCCAAGGUGCUACGUAAUUUGAUUACAUGUGGUGCUGUUGAUACAAAUGAUGCCGCAUUGGUUCUCCAAAGCCAAAAAAACAAAAAUAAAUACAAGCCAAUCGACAAGCCGGCUGGUCAUAUUUGUAAAGGUGAAGAACUUGGAGGGUCUGCCAGAGUUUUUGGUACUCCUUGGAAUCAAGUCCAACAACAACGGCAGCACAGUACUGCUAAUGCUAGCAGGAAAAGCUUUGACGGGGCGAGAAGUUCAAAGAAGCAGCAUAAUGGAUUUGGCAGUCCAAAAGUGGUUUCUUCCGUAUACAAGCCAGUGGCUGUACCCACCUGCUCGCAGUGUGGGAAGUCAUUCAGGCCAGAGAAAUUGCACUCGCACAUGAAGUCCUGCAGGGGAUUGAAGGUCCUGGCAAAAGCUGCUUCGACUUAUGUUGAGAAAACACCAUCACCUUCACAUAACCCAGUUGAUUCAGCAUCUAUGGAUGGCUAUUUCUUGACCAACUGAAUGUUCAGUGAUAGAUUUUCCGUAGUUUAUUCUGUCCAAAGCGUCAACUUCUUUACAACUUCCACUGUUAUUUGUGUAAAGGGGAUAUAGGAGGAACAUGUGGAAUGGCAUUUAAGAAAUGGAGAGAUUAUUAUA
Messenger RNA from Populus euphratica (Euphrates poplar), 1440 nucleotides. RefSeq lists its product as uncharacterized. The transcript is spliced from 6 exons. NCBI's taxonomy places the organism in Eukaryota, Viridiplantae, Streptophyta, Magnoliopsida, Malpighiales, Salicaceae. The coding region runs from base 1 to 1305 and encodes 434 amino acids. The record is from RefSeq and is a predicted model, not a curated record.